AUUUAGGGUUUCCCACUCACUCCGUCAGAGCUUCAUUCUCUCUCUCUCGCACAAACCACUAGGGUUUCUACCCCUACCCCUAAUCUCUAACAUUCCACACACCAUUUCCAACAAUGGCUGAAAGAGGCGGAGAGCGAGGUGGAUUCGGACGCGGUUUCGGUGGUCGUGGACGCGGUGGAGACCGCGGCCGUGGUGGUCGCCGCCGCGGUGCUGGCCGACGUGAGGAAGAGGAGAAGUGGGUGCCUGUCACCAAGCUCGGACGUCUCGUCAAGGAAGGUAAAAUCGCAUCCCUCGAGCAGAUCUACCUCCACUCUCUCCCAAUCAAGGAGCAUCAAAUCAUCGAUACCCUCGUCGGACCCAGCCUCAAGGAUGAGGUCAUGAAAAUCAUGCCCGUUCAGAAGCAGACCCGUGCUGGUCAGCGAACCAGGUUCAAGGCCUUCGUUGUCGUCGGCGACAGCAACGGUCACGUCGGUCUUGGUGUCAAGUGCAGCAAGGAAGUCGCCACUGCCAUUCGUGGUGCUAUUAUUCUGGCUAAGCUCUCUGUGAUCCCUGUUAGAAGGGGUUACUGGGGUAACAAGAUCGGAAAGCCUCACACCGUGCCUUGCAAGGUUACUGGUAAGUGUGGUUCCGUCACCGUCCGUAUGGUUCCAGCUCCUCGAGGUGCUGGUAUUGUGGCUGCUAGGGUUCCAAAAAAGGUGCUUCAGUUCGCCGGUAUUGAUGAUGUUUUCACCUCAUCCAGGGGUUCCACCAAGACUCUUGGAAACUUCGUCAAGGCAACAUUCGAAUGUCUCUUGAAGACUUAUGGUUUCCUUACACCAGAGUUCUGGAGAGAAACUCGCUUCACCAAGUCUCCAUUCCAAGAGCACACAGACCUUUUGGCCAAGCCAACCGGUAAAAUUCUCCACCUGGAGGCACCUGAGAGAGUUGAGGCUUAAUCAACUCCUUCAUAUUCAUGAGAGAGUUUUAAAGAAUGUUUUGUUAGGAACUUCUUUCUGGUUUAAAGAUGUUUUAUUUCUCGUUAUGAAAGAUAGUUGUUUCUCUUAAAUUUAUUUUUGGGGUCUCUUUUACUCUUUGGUACUACUGUUAUUAAGAUUUUGAAGGAAUUUUCUUAAGUUUUGAUUAUGGAUUAUAUUGCAAAUGUUAUGCCAUAAGAUUCGUUUUGAUCA
Messenger RNA from Humulus lupulus (European hop), 1166 nucleotides. RefSeq names its product small ribosomal subunit protein uS5w-like. The transcript has 2 exons. Gene Ontology annotation, cellular component: ribosome; cytosolic small ribosomal subunit. The record is from RefSeq and is a predicted model, not a curated record. Gene Ontology annotation, biological process: translation. Bases 114 to 935 code for a protein of 273 amino acids. Gene Ontology annotation, molecular function: structural constituent of ribosome; RNA binding. NCBI's taxonomy places the organism in Eukaryota, Viridiplantae, Streptophyta, Magnoliopsida, Rosales, Cannabaceae.